This is a messenger RNA of Anoplopoma fimbria (sablefish), 1893 nucleotides long. RefSeq names its product ATPase Na+/K+ transporting subunit beta 1a (gene atp1b1a). Gene Ontology annotation, cellular component: sodium:potassium-exchanging ATPase complex. Lineage: Eukaryota; Metazoa; Chordata; Actinopteri; Perciformes; Anoplopomatidae. Bases 133 to 1038 code for a protein of 301 amino acids. Gene Ontology annotation, molecular function: ATPase activator activity. Gene Ontology annotation, biological process: potassium ion import across plasma membrane; intracellular potassium ion homeostasis; sodium ion export across plasma membrane. The record is from RefSeq and is a predicted model, not a curated record. The transcript has 6 exons.
UCCACAGAGACGCUGAGGAGGCACGAGCUGCUCUCACACGCUGCCGACACACGGAACGAGAACCUAGAACCCAGAACAGGACCAGAGAACCUAGAACCAGAGACCAGAGGACAGAGGACCAGAGGAGCAGACAUGUCGGGGAACAACGAGAGCGACGGCGGCUGGAGGACGUUCGUGUGGAACUCUGAGAAGAAGGAGUUCCUGGGACGGACCGGCAGCAGCUGGUUUAAGAUCUUCGCGUUCUACGUGAUCUUCUACGGAUGCUUGGCGGGGAUCUUCAUCGGGACCAUCCAGGCUCUGCUGCUCACGCUCAGUAACUACAAACCCACCUACCAGGACCGGGUGGCCCCCCCAGGUCUGUCCCACACGCCUCGCUCAGUGAAGUCUGAGAUCGCCUUCAGUCUGUCUGACGCUACUUCCUAUAAGAAGUACGUCGCCGCCAUGGACGAGUUCCUGAAUCAGUACAAUGCAGAAAAUCAGACCGACCUGAUGAAGUUUGAGGACUGUGGAGACAUUGCCAAGUCCUACACCGACCGCGGCCCUCUGGACAGCGAAGCCGGUCAGAGGAAAGCGUGUCGCUUCAGCCGCUCUCUGCUCGCCACCUGCAACGGACUGACCGACACCAACUACGGCUUCAAGGACGGGAAGCCCUGCAUCAUCGUCAAGCUCAACCGCAUCGUCAACUUCAGACCAAGGGCUCCAGUUAACAACCAGUCUAUCCCGGAGCCUCUGCAGAGCAAAUUGCAGCCCAACCUGAUCCCCAUCUACUGCAAGAACAAGAGAGAAGAGGACGAGGACAAGGUCGGAGAGAUCCUGUACCAUGGUAUGGGCGAGGGCUUCCCCCUGCAGUACUACCCGUACUACGGCAAGCUGCUGCACCCCCACUACCUGCAGCCUCUGGUGGCCAUCCAGUUCACCAACCUGACCCUUGACCAGGAGAUCCGCAUCGAGUGCAAAGCCUACGGCGCCAACAUCGGCUACAGCGACAAGGACCGCUACCAGGGACGCUUCGACGUGAAGUUCACCAUCACCUCGUGACCUCUCACUGUGACACCGACACAAUGUAGAGAGAAUAAAAGAGUUGAGAUAAACACCACUAGUCUUUGAACAUUCAUGAUAUACAGGACCUACACUUAAUCUGUGUGCUUUACACUAGCUUCUCCGUGUGUGUGUGUGUGUGUGUGUGCGUGUGCGUCCAGGGUUAGAAUGUAAAAUACAAGAGUAGCAAUAGCAAAUAUUUAUUCUACUGUACAUGAGAAUAUUCCUCGAGCCAUGUGUUCAUCUAUUACUGUAACUCCACUACUGACGUGUAGCUCCUCCUGUCUCACUGUUUGAUCCUACGUGUCCUCAGAGUGUCCAGUGCUGUAGUCCUGUUGUGAUCUGUCUUAUGUCCGCUUCCGUGGUCCAAGGUGUGUGUGCGUGUGUGUGUGUGCGUGUGCGUUAACGUGCUCUAACUGAUACUAGCAUGGUACUCUGAACCUCUGAGGUGAGUAAAUGACUGACUCCAUGUUUGAUGAUGUUUCUGUUGAACCUCUUCCGUCUGUUCCUUCUUAACUGGUAGUGUAGAGCUUUGUGGGUCAUCUCCAUGGAAACAGGGGCAACUCUGAAAUCUGUUUUUGCUGGAGACAUCACGUGACGUGGUGCAACUUACUAUUGAAUGUUUUAACCAUUUUCAUGGUGGAAGAAUUUUAUAUUUAUGCAGUUGUACAUUUUUUUUCAAAGUGUAAUGUAUGAAUCAAAAAACCAAAGUCGCUGGUCUAAAAAAAAGUAAGAGAACAUCAGAGGCAGUUUCCCGUGUAAUGACAUGUUUAGUCGGUGUGUUCAAUGUUGAAGAUCAAAACACUUUAUUUAAUCUGCAUAAGGCUGAAACAAUAAACAGAAACAUGAGUCAAC